AUGGCCGCUGAACUGCAGCACUUUGAAGCCUUUCCCGAUGACCUGAUCAUCAGCGUGUACCCCAAGUCCAAUUGUCUGCCCCUGCAGGUGAUCUACGUCACCAGAAACGCAAAGGAUGUGGCCGUCUCCUAUUAUAACUUCUACAACAUGGCCAAGGUGCACCCUGAGCCUGGCACCUGGGACAGCUUCCUGAAGAACUUCAUGGAAGGGAAAGUGUCCUAUGGGUCGUGGUUCCAGCACGUGAAGGAGUGGUGGGAACUGACACACACUCACCCUGUUCUCUAUCUCUUCUAUGAAGACAUGAAGGAGAACCCCAAAAGGGAGAUCAAGAAGAUCCUAGAGUUUUUGGGACGCUCUCUGCCUGAGGAGAUUGUGGAUAUCAUUGUUCAGCAUACAUCCUUCAAGAAGAUGAAGGAGAACCCUUUGGCUAACUGCACCACCCUCCCCUCUCACCACAUGGACCACUCUAUUUCCCCUUCACGAGGAAAGGCAUUGCUCGGGACUGAAAAAACACCUUCACUGUGGCUCAGAAUGAGUGUUUUGAUGUCCACUAUGCUGAGAAGAUGGCAGGCUGUGACCUCAUCUUUUGCUGGCGAGUCUGAAUGACAAUAUGACUAAUCA
Messenger RNA from Mesocricetus auratus (golden hamster), 621 nucleotides. RefSeq names its product sulfotransferase 1A1-like. The coding region runs from base 1 to 606 and encodes 201 amino acids. Lineage: Eukaryota; Metazoa; Chordata; Mammalia; Rodentia; Cricetidae. The transcript is spliced from 5 exons. Gene Ontology annotation, molecular function: sulfotransferase activity. Gene Ontology annotation, biological process: sulfation. Gene Ontology annotation, cellular component: cytoplasm. The record is from RefSeq and is a predicted model, not a curated record.